Messenger RNA from Notolabrus celidotus (New Zealand spotty), 1814 nucleotides. Its product is annotated as KICSTOR complex protein C12orf66 homolog. Lineage: Eukaryota; Metazoa; Chordata; Actinopteri; Labriformes; Labridae. Gene Ontology annotation, cellular component: KICSTOR complex. Gene Ontology annotation, biological process: negative regulation of TORC1 signaling; cellular response to glucose starvation; cellular response to amino acid starvation. The coding region runs from base 164 to 1504 and encodes 446 amino acids. The transcript has 4 exons. The record is from RefSeq and is a predicted model, not a curated record.
AUUUUGACUGUUUUGACUUUCCGUUGUAUUUACAUAUGACGUAACCAAGAUGGCGUCGGUUGUUUAGCCAGUUAGCUUAAUACAGUCAGCAGGAGGAUGUUUUCCCCACAAACCGUCAGACUGUCGCCUUGCUAACCGGGGAGCUAACCGGUCAGUCAGAGUCAUGUCGGAGGUGGAGGAGCUGCGGCCCGUCCCCCGGGAGAGAGCCAUCCUGGAGAGCUUCUUCACUCAGCUCGGCAUGUUCACCUUCGACCGGGCCAAGGACUACGUGGAGAAGGAGAAGGACAGCAGCCGGAGCGCGGGGCCGUCCUGGGCCGCGCUGCUGGCCGCGCUGGCUCACCUGGCCGCCGCGGAGAAGGCUUACCACCACAUGACAUUCCUGGGGCAGAAGAUGGGGGGUCAGUCCUUCUUCAGCCGCAAAGACUCCAUCCGCACCAUCUACACCUCUCUCUACAACGAGCUGAGGAAGGUGAUGUCGAUGGGGCGUCACAGCCAGCCGGGCUCCGCCUCCUACCUGGAGGACCUGCUGUCUCACCUCUCGGAGCAGCUCUGCCACUUCACGCAGGCCCGCAUGGAGAUGGCCGACCUCUACGAGAAGAUGCACUCGCUGGGCAGCCAGAAGAGCAUCAACUCGGAGGAGCUGGUCACUACGCUGGAGGCCGUCCUGCACAAAUACAGCACCAAGUUCCACCACCCGAUCCUCGGUCGCGUGGAGGAGGGCUUCCAGACCGAGGUGGACGUCGUGAACCAGCUCCUGCGCUGCCAGGCUCAGAUCUCAGAGUGGCACUUCCUGCCGUCUCUGCUCAGCCUGCACGGCGCCAACUCCAAGCUCACGGCCUGGGGUCAGCUGUUCCAGAGGCAGAAAGAAACCCGCAAACACCUCUUUGGAAGUCAGUCCCAGAAGGCCGUGCAGCCGCCGCACCUCUACACGUGGCUGCAGCGCUUCCAGGCGGCGCUCCUCGCCAAGUUCAGCUUCUACUUCCACGAAGCCCUGAGCCGGCAGACGGCGCCCGCUGACAUGAGAGCCCUGACCGCCCGCACCACGCUGGACUACCACGGCAAGAUCUGCUCCUUCAUCCGCAAACACGACGCCAGCAACGUGUCUCUGGUUUUUGAUAACCGUGGUUUGGAGAGCUUUCAGGGACACGGCUACCACCACCCGCACUCCUACAGGGAGGCACCCAAGGGCGUGGAGCAGUUCCCCGCCGUGGUGUCGCUGCCGUCAGGAGAGCGGCCCCUCACUCACUGGCCCAACGUCAUCAUGAUGAUGGGAGACCGCGCCGCCGAGCUCAACACUCUGGACAAGGUGGUCCACUUCUACGACGAUAAAGUCCAGAGCACGUACUACCUGACGAGACCCGAGCCGCACUUCACUCUGGUGGUCAUCUUUGAUGGCAGGAAGUCUGAGAAGGAUCUGCACAUCGCCGCCUUCCUGCAGGAGAUCUCCAGCUCUCUGAGGAACUCUAAACCCUUCAGCACCCUCAAACCGGGCUCCAAGGGCUGACACAGAAACCGGGUGCUCUCAGAUUUCUCUCAGAUUAAUAAUCUCAUCAGAUUUUAUUCUAAUCUCUUCCUGUGGUCCAAGCAGCAGCUCUUUAUGUUUGAAUCUAACUGUUCCCUCGUUCCAGACCAAAGACACGCACACUUUAACUUCCUCUGUGAACUCGCUGCUGCUGCUUUAAGCUUUCUUUAUUUCAAAGGAUCAAACAUUUUAAUUGUUUUGCUUUAAUAAAUGUUUUAACGUGUUUCCUUUCUUUUUUUAAUCCACAGCUUGAAUCACUGAGACGUUUAAAUAAAGCUUUGAGAUGAUUCAA